Molecule: messenger RNA, 6117 nt
Organism: Macrobrachium nipponense
Lineage: Eukaryota; Metazoa; Arthropoda; Malacostraca; Decapoda; Palaemonidae
Gene: RpI1
Product: DNA-directed RNA polymerase I subunit RPA1-like
Exons: 2
Coding region: 101-5173 (1690 amino acids)
Biological process (GO): DNA-templated transcription
Cellular component (GO): RNA polymerase I complex
Molecular function (GO): DNA binding
Source: RefSeq, a predicted model, not a curated record
AUGGAUGAUAGUAGCAGUAAUAUUCCUAGCAACUGAGACGAGUGACUCUGUCUGAUUUGCUUCUAAUGAAAGGUUGACUGCUCAAGAAUAAUUCAAGAAAAUGGGAGGCUUUGGUCAAGAACACGUUGUUAUUGAAAACCUUGGUUUUCGAAUCUACACUGAUGAAGAAAUUAAGAAGAUAUCUGUGAUGCGAAUAUCCAAUCCAGAAACCUUUAAUCGUCUAGGACACAUUUCAGCAAAUGGAUUGUAUGAUCUUCGUUUAGGGCCCAUUGGAUUAAGUGAUGAUAUAUGUGCUACUUGUCGUCUGAAUUCUUUCAGUUGUGCAGGUCAUUGUGGUCACAUUGAGUUACCUCUUCCUGUUUAUAAUCCUGUCUUUUAUGAUGUACUGAAGAGUAUUGUUUCCCAUAUCUGUUUGUCUUGUUAUAAAUUUGUUGCUAAGAUGGAAAGGAUUCUGCAACUUACUUAUCAGAUUAAACUUUUGGACAUGGGUUUCUUAGCAGAAGCUGUAGAAUUAGAAGACUAUGUUUCACAGGUCCUUUCAUGUGCCAAAACCAUUGAGGCCGAGGAAGUGGGUCAUAGUAAGAAAAAUGAGAAAGAGAAAAGUGCAAUCUUACCGUCAUCUGUGUUACAUAUCCUAACUGUAAAACUUGAUUCUUAUUUGGCUGAAGUGAUCCGGAAAGGUACAUCCUAUGGACAGGUGACGUCAAAUGUAAAUGUUGUUCGAGAAACAAUAAGGAAAAAGUUUUGGGAUAGUUGCCAUGUACCAAAAAACUGCCCAUAUUGUGGCUGCUUAUUUGAAAAGCUGAUGUUGCAGAGUUAUCGGUUUGUAAAAAAAUACAGUGUAAGUCAGAAAAUCAAUGUUGAGAAUGUCACUGAUACUGAAAUUCCUCAGUCAGUCUUGACUCCUAAGCAAAUACAGCGUGCUCUAAGGAAGUGUUGGAAAACUGAUAAAAUUAUUUUGAGUGCUUUAUAUCCCCUGUUAUCUGCCACAGGUAUAGAAUAUCCUACGGAUACUUUUUUUCUUAACACUUUGUUAGUGGUUCCUCCCAAGUUUCAUCCUUAUAGCAAAAUGUAUGAUGGUUAUAUUUCAGAACAUGAGAGUAUUGCAGUUUUGAAGAACAUAAUAAAACUGUCAGUGUAUAUUGGGCCACUUGUGUCGGUCUUGAACGGGUCCCUAAAGGAAAUCCCAGAGGAUUUAAUACUCUUGUACAAAGAAAUAUCAGGGACUACUGUCGAAGAAAAGUGUCAGAACAUGUGGUAUCAAAUACAGUGUAACGUCAAUGUUUUGUAUGAUGCAAAAUUAACCAAUACUAAACAAGUCACUUCAAAAGGUAUUAAACAGAUUUUAGAGAAAAAGGCUGGAUUAAUGAGACAUAAUCUCAUGGGUAAACGAGUGAAUUUCUCUGCUCGUUCAGUGGCUGCUCCAGAUCCUCACAUUGCUAUUGAUGAAGUUGGAGUGCCCAUGGACUUUGCUAUUAAACUUUCAUAUCCCGUACCUGUCAAUGACUGGAAUGCUGAAGAAAUGAGAGUACUUGUUAUGAAUGGACCAGAAAAAUACCCAGGUGCACUAAUGGUAGAGGAUGAAGAAGGGAAAAAAGUACAUCUUGCGAGAAUGGAUAAAGGUCAGAGAAGUGCUCUUGCCAAAAAACUUUUAACACCACCUGAAUCAUGUACCAGGAGAGUUAAUGUUCAAAAGAUUGUUUAUCGACAGUUAAAGAAUGGAGAUUAUAUUUUAAUGAACAGACAGCCAACACUUCAUCGGCCUAGCAUACAAGCUCAUCGUGCCCGUGUGAUGCCAAAAGAUCGUGUAUUACGUAUGCCUUAUGCCAACUGUAAGGCUUAUAAUGCUGAUUUUGAUGGAGAUGAGUUUAAUAUGCACUUUCCCCAGAAUGAGCUUGCUCGCAGUGAGGCAAAACACAUAGUAACAACACACAAUCAAUAUCUAACACCGAAAGAUGGAUCUCCUCUCGCUGGUCUUAUACAAGAUUGUGUGGUUUCCAGUGUAAAGAUUUCAAUGCGUGGAAAGUUUUUUAAUAGAGAAGAUUAUUACCAACUAGUAUAUGCUGCACUACCUAAUCACACUGGUAGAAUUGUAGUGUUGCCUCCAUGUAUACUGAAACCACAACAAUUAUGGUCAGGGAAACAAGUUAUAUCCACUCUUCUGCAUAACGUUAUUCCAUCUGGUAAGGCCAAACCCUCAUUUACUUUUAAAACUUCUGUUAAGGUUGAUAUAUGGCAGACUAAAGUGGCUAGAAGAUGGAGAGGUGGUGGAAUACCAGAGAAGAAACGAGAUGCAUUAACUGAAUCAGAAUUUGUAAUGAGAGAUGGUGAGUUGAUGUGUGGUGUUGUAGAUAAAUGUGCCAUUGGAUCUACCAGUCAUGGUUUAAUCCAUAUUUGUUAUGAGCUUUAUGGUGGCUCUGUUGCCUACAAGAUAAUGACGGCAAUAAAUCGUCUGUGUGUGUAUUACCUUCAGUGGGUUGGCCAUACUAUUACUGCCAAAGAUUUUGUUACACCAUUUUAUGCAUCUCAUACACGUAGAGAAUCCUUGAAGCAGUUGGUUAGGGAUGCACCAUAUGAUGUUUUCAAGAAGUUAGAUGUUCUUGAGACAGAAUUUCGGGACUAUUAUGAGUCAGCUCAUAUGGCUAAUAAUGAAAAGAACAUGGCAGCUAUUGAUGCAGCAUACACAUCUGCUUUAGGCCCAAGUACAUCCCGAAUAACUGCUAAAAAUGAAAGGCACCUCCUACGACCCAAUUUAGAUAAUCAAAUGAAAAUGAUGGUUGAUACAGGUGCUAAGGGCUCAAAGGUUAAUAUGAAUCAGAUGGCUUCCCUUUUUGGCUCUGUUGCAAUAGAUGGCAAGAGAAUGCCGCUUAGUAUUGCAGGCAAAUCACUUCCAUCGUUCAAAUCUUAUGACAUUGAUCCACGCUCUGGUGGGUACAUUCCUGAUCGUUUCAUGACGGGAAUCAAUCCCAAGUCUUACUUUUUUUUGUGUAUUGUCGGACGUGAUAGCUUACAACAUACUGCGGUGAAAACGGCAAAUAGUGGUUAUGUACAGCGUUGCCUAAUUAAACACUUGGAGGGGAUUCAUGUUGGCUAUGACAUGACUGUUCGUAAUAGUGAUGGUUUGGUACUACAGUUUAAUUAUGGAGAAGAUGGUUUAGAUGUUACUAAAGUUCCAUUCUUGUCAGAUGUUGCUACUAUGGAUGUACUAGUUAACAAUUACAGUCGCCUUUUGAACAGCUCUACAUUAUCAACUGCAUUAUCGUUGAGUAACCAAGAGCAGUUAAAGUUUUUAAAAAAACAGAAAAAGAUGAUAGAAAAGCAUAAUAUAGGAACAAGACGUCAAAGUGGAUUUCUUAAGUUUUGUAAGAGAGUGCAAGAUUCUGUUCAGUUGGAGGGCUACUCUCGUGAUAGUGGUCGUACAAAUACUAGCUUAAAGUUACAGGAACUUUGGCACAGAUUGCCUUUGGAAGAAAAGAAUAAGUAUAAUAAAAAAAUAAAGAAGAUUCCAGACCCAGUCAAUUCAAGGGUUGCUAGUGCUUCAAAUUUAGGUGUUGUUUCAGAAGCUCUUGAUACUUUGAUUGAAAAAUACUAUAAUGGGCACUAUUUGAAACAGCCAGUUGCUGAACAAAAACUUUCCCAGAAGCAAGUUAAACAAACAAUUCAUGUGAAAGCUCUGAUGUCCAUAGUAGAUCCUGGAGAAGCAGUUGGUGCAUUGUGUGCACAAGCGCUUGGUGAACCACUAACACAGAUGACUCUUAAUACUUUCCACUUUGCUGGAAAAGAUGAGCUUAAUGUCACUCUGGGUGUUCCUCGGAUGAUAGAGAUUUUAAGAACUGGUUCCAAGAACAUGUCUACUCCUAUAAUGGAAAUCCCUUUCUAUCCACAUGUAACAAGGCAGCAAGCAGAAAAGCUCCGAUUAAUGUUAUCAGAGGUCCCCUUGUCUAAAGUAUUACUAAAGAUGAAUGUUGUGUCAAGGCUUCAGUUUGGUACCAAUGGGAAAUUAUGCAGAUUAGUUAAGGUCAAGUUAAGCUUUCUUCCACAGAAGCAUUAUAAACACCUUUAUGCUGUGACUCCUGCUGAUAUAUUAGCAUAUGUUGAAAAACAUUUUGUAUCAAAAAUAAUAAAGGAAAUUUCUAAAUCUCUUAAACGUGAGAAAAUCUAUUGCUCAAUGAGGCAACUUAAAAAGGAAGUAAAGGCUAACAAAGAAAAUGAAGAAGAAGAAGAAGUGGCAGAGGAGGUAGAUGAAAAUACGGAUGAAAAAGAUGUUGCCAAAGAUGAUAGUGAUGCUAGUAAUAGUGAUGAUGAAUCUGGUGAUGAAGACAGUUCUUUCAAAGGUAAAGGACUAGAUUACUCAGAUGAAGAGGAGGAGGAGGGGGAGGGUGGUGAAGAGAUGCCAGAAGCGGACAAUAAUGAAGGAGGGAGUGAGGAUGAAAGAAUAGGUUCCAGUGAAAAUUGUAGCACUUUCAGAAAGAAUUCAAAAUGUUCAGUGAGUGAGGAAGAAGCUAACAAAAGAAUAUCAGCUCUAAGAGACUAUAUAGCAUGGAUUAAUGACUAUAACCUAGAUAGAGAAAAACAGUUAUGGUGUGAAGUAGAGUUCAUGUUGCCUGUUGCAGAUAGUGCCUAUGAUAUGGUGUCUAUUGUGAGAGAACUUUCAGAGCAGUCAUUGGUUAGAAAUGUUCCUGGAAUUCGUCGAGUAUUUGUUGUUCAAAAGAAUAAUGAACUAGUGUUAAGAACAGAAGGUGUUAAUGUGUUGCGAAUGUUUGCAUUUGAACAUUUACUUAAUGUCAAUAAACUAUACACAAAUAACAUUCAUCAAGUUGCACAAAUGUAUGGCAUUGAAGCUGCUCAGCGGUCCAUAAUUCGUGAAAUAAGAGCUGUACAGUCUGCUUAUGAUAUAAAAGUUAACUUCCGGCAUCUCAGUCUUUUAGCUGAUUAUUUUACAUGUGAAGGGAUAUACAAAGCCUGCUCAAGGACAGCAUUAACAACGUGCUCCUCUCCUAUCCAAAAGAUGUCAUUUGAAACAUGCACACAGUUCCUCAAAACUGCACUUACACAGACUGAAAUGGAAAGCAUGGAGUCUCCUUCUUCAAACAUUGUUGUUGGGCAACCUCCUAAACUAGGAACUAAUGCUAUGCAUUUGCGUUACUUGUUCAAUAAAUCAUGCGCUACUUAAGAUAUACUUUAUCAAUUGAAUUAUUGACCAAUCAGUGCUGAUCUUUUAAAAGGCAUUGUAGUAUAACAAAAACAUGAUUGAAGUAGGAUAAGACUGUUUCAAAAUGAAACUAUAUUGCAUUUGUUGCUAUUUAAAGUUUUAAUCAUUAUUUGAAUAAUGAAGAUACACUGGUCCAGUUUAUAUGCAUGCCAUAUCAUAAUGGUAUUUUAAAAAGCAUACACUAAAGUACGCGUCCUAAAUAAUUUGUUAUGAAUCAUAAUACAGUAUUGUGCUCUAUUUUCUAUUUACAUGGCUGUAUGUAUAUACAAUAUAUAUAAAGUUGAAGAACGUACAAAGUGGUUUUUCAUUAUAUGUGAUUAAUCUUACCUACUGCUAAAGUUAGCACACACCUUUGCACCAUUAGGUGCGAUCGAAAUUCAAAAUGAACAAAUUAGUGUGGCUGACCUGGAUGGACAGUCUGUAACCACCUGCAUUACAUCAGUUGGUUUUGGAAUGUUUAUGUUCAUGUCAGAAUUAUUCAUGCUGUGUCCUUGUGCAUGUGGUGUCAAUGGGCUAAAAUAAUUUUCCUAUAUCUGGCUGCUUUUCUCCUGAACAGUGUUGUGCUUGUUUUCUGAUUUCCCAUAUGUCAGCUACAAGAAGCAGAGAUAGAAAUGUUGGGUUUUGUACACAUGAGUUUUGUGUAAACCAAAUGCAUUCAUUUGAGCAUGAUAGUCACACUUGUUGCUGGUAGUAGUAAUGAAUGCAAUUUUAUUUUGUUCCCUUACUAGGAUAAGAAUGUAAGGGGUGGUCUAAUAGAAUGAAUAAUUUUUAGGUAUUGGAAGAUGCGAAAGGCCAAUAGAUUAUGUAGACCAAGGGUGGUCAACCUUUUGUUCCCAUGCACCAAUUUUCUUCACUUCUAAUUCAGAUGUGCCACACAAACUUUAACCCCCUUUCAAUCCUUUAAG